Messenger RNA from Pristis pectinata (smalltooth sawfish), 788 nucleotides. It is a transcript of the gene cfap126, whose product is annotated as cilia and flagella associated protein 126. Gene Ontology annotation, biological process: cilium organization. Gene Ontology annotation, cellular component: ciliary basal body. The record is from RefSeq and is a predicted model, not a curated record. Lineage: Eukaryota; Metazoa; Chordata; Chondrichthyes; Rhinopristiformes; Pristidae. The transcript is spliced from 5 exons. The coding region runs from base 38 to 697 and encodes 219 amino acids.
AGGGGGGGAGAGAGGAGUGGAUUCAAGCCGCCCUCCAAUGGCGUACAGCUACCAUGCCAAUCAAUACGAGGGAGCCUACAACAACACCCGGAUGAACAGCUGGACCGUCCCCAAACCCCGGGAUCAAACCUCGAAGAGGCCUACGUUUCGAGAAGGAUCCAGCUUCUUCAUUGCAAAUGACAAAGGAUACCUGAAGCCAGGUGUGCCCCGAUCGAAGGCGAACCCCUGGGGAACAUUCCUCGGGACAUGGCAGAUGCCCCACCACAUCCCGCAACCUCGACCUAACCUCACAGCUCGGAACCCCGCCAACGCAGCCAGGCUGCUCAACCAGGUUAAGGCAUCACCCUUGUACCGAGCCAGCAACGGAUUCGGACUACAGGCAAUGUUCCCGCACUGUGUGGAGCAGGUCCCGGAGGAGACGUUUGAGGAAAGCUGUGGCCGGACCCGGGACUCCCCCGUGCCCCCUCCCCGACUCCCCACAAGGCUCAGUGACCGGGAGGCAGCGGCCGGCGGCUCCCGGCUCACAGGAGCCCCGCCCACCCAGAUCUGCCCUUCUCCUCCCAGGACGCAGGAGAGCGGGAGGGUCAUGACCCCCGGUAUGAGGGGUCAGGUGUCGGGGUGCCCGGAGUUCCAGCGGGAGGACCCCGCGGCACAGCCUGACCCCACCCCCAGGUGUCGGAGCCCUCUGAUUGGAUGACCCAGCAGGGGUCGGGGUGGGGUCGGGCAGCGGUUGGGGGACUCUGUCGAUUUGUGUUGACUCGUUAACCAAAUAAAAAUGCUGAAUCAAA